AUGGGGGACGAUCCGGGGAGGCUUUAUCGUUUGGAUGGAGUUGCUCAUAUCGCCGGGGUGAUCAACGACGAGCCUCGUCGUUGCAUAUCCAGCGUUAGGCGGCAGCAGGGGUUGCGUCUUGAUGAGAGGUACGUUCCAUACUUGCAGAUGGCCGGAUUGUACCAUCUUGCGAGACUGAACGACAGAUGGUUCCGACUAGACGAGCCCCUAGUCAGCGCAUUCGUCGAGAGGUGGCGGCCUGAGACGCACACCUUCCACAUGCCGUUCGGAGAGUGCACCAUCACGCUUAAGGACGUUGCAUACCAGCUGGGGUUGCCAGUGGACGGACAUUACACAUUUGGAGAGUGUCCCGACGGGGCUGAUGAGGAGACAGUUAGGCGCUUUGCCCGUGCCUAUAUCAUGAUGUUAUUGGGCACGCAGCUGUUUGCCGACAAGUUCGGCAAUCGUAUACACAUCAGAUGGCUACCCUAUGUUGCUCGGCUUGAAAAGAUAGGUGGCUACAGUUGGGGGUCGGCGGCACUAGCAUGGUUGUACCGGUGCAUGUGCCGAGUCGCCAACAGACAUGUCGUGAAGUUUCCUUCAUUUAGGCCUACUGGGUAUGAUGAGAUUAGCUGGCCCCUUUCCUCGAGAUGGUCUGGUUACAAUCCUGGGAUUAGCAACAAGGGACCUCGGGUACAGAUGGCUCGCCUGAAGAUCGACUUGUUACAGCCUCGGGAUUUCAUAUGGAUGCCGUAUAGCGCACUCGACGUCAUCCAGGUUGUCCAUCCGGAGGUCUUGGAGCCGCGGCAUACGAUGUUAUGGCGGUGUGUGACGUCCUUGAUUUAUUUUGCGGUGGUCGAGUGGCAUCAGGUUGAUAGAGUUUUACCGCAGUUUGGCGGCGUUCAGCCCCCCCGUGUCCCGCCCUAA
Molecule: messenger RNA, 906 nt
Organism: Arachis duranensis
Lineage: Eukaryota; Viridiplantae; Streptophyta; Magnoliopsida; Fabales; Fabaceae
Product: protein MAIN-LIKE 1-like
Exons: 6
Coding region: 1-906 (301 amino acids)
Biological process (GO): meristem development; meristem maintenance
Source: RefSeq, a predicted model, not a curated record